Molecule: messenger RNA, 2088 nt
Organism: Saccharomyces paradoxus
Lineage: Eukaryota; Fungi; Ascomycota; Saccharomycetes; Saccharomycetales; Saccharomycetaceae
Gene: MDL1
Product: ATP-binding cassette permease MDL1
Exons: 1
Coding region: 1-2088 (695 amino acids)
Biological process (GO): transmembrane transport
Cellular component (GO): membrane
Molecular function (GO): ATP hydrolysis activity; ABC-type oligopeptide transporter activity; ATP binding
Source: RefSeq, a predicted model, not a curated record
AUGAUUGUAAGAAUGAUACGUCUUUGUAAUGGCCCAAAGUUGUUACGAAGUCAAUUCACAUCAGCAAGCGCACUAUAUUCAACCAAGCCAUUGUUCAAACCCCUUACGUGCCAAAAAGUAGGGAUGGCUUUAAUCAUUCCACGCAGAAAGCAGUUUUUCUUUCGUUCGAUUCGAUUACAGUCAAGCAUUACGGAAGGAAAGAAGCCCACCAAGCCCACUUUAAAAUUAUCCGAUGCGAAUUCAAAAUCUUCGGGGUUUAAAGACAUUAAGCGGCUGUUCGUCUUAUCUAAACCGGAAUCCAGAUAUAUUGGACUUGCCCUUCUUUUAAUCCUCAUUUCAAGUUCAGUAAGUAUGGCUGUGCCUUCCGUUAUCGGUAAGUUAUUAGACUUGGCUUCCGAAAGUGACGACAAAGAUGAAGAGGGAUCAAAAAGCAAUAAGUUAUAUGGUCUAACCAAGAAGCAAUUUUUUACAGCAUUAGGAGUAGUGUUUAUAAUUGGUGCAGUUGCUAAUGCAAGUAGAAUUAUCAUUUUAAAGGUCACUGGUGAAAGACUGGUUGCGAGAUUAAGAACGAGAACAAUGAAAGCUGCCUUAGAUCAAGAUGCCACAUUUUUAGAUACUAACCGUGUUGGUGAUUUGAUUUCAAGAUUAUCAUCCGAUGCAUCUAUAGUGGCUAAAUCUGUUACACAGAACGUCUCUGAUGGUACAAGAGCAAUUAUCCAAGGAUUUGUCGGCUUUGGUAUGAUGAGCUUCCUCUCCUGGAAAUUAACUUGCGUUAUGAUGGUUUUAGCCCCUCCCUUAGGUGCUAUGGCACUGAUAUAUGGUAGGAAGAUACGAAACCUAUCAAGACAGUUACAAACUUCAGUAGGUGGGUUAACAAAAGUGGCAGAAGAACAAUUAAAUGCCACUAGAACUAUUCAAGCAUAUGGUGGUGAAAAAAACGAAGUUCACCGUUAUGCAAAGGAAGUUAGAAAUGUAUUUCAUAUUGGCCUAAAGGAAGCUGUUACUUCUGGUUUAUUUUUCGGGAGUACUGGGCUAGUUGGUAACACUGCAAUGCUGUCGUUAUUAUUGGUUGGAACGAGUAUGAUUCAAAGUGGCACAAUGACCGUCGGUGAAUUAUCAAGUUUCAUGAUGUACGCCGUGUAUACCGGAAGUUCAUUAUUUGGCUUAUCGAGCUUCUACUCAGAACUUAUGAAGGGUGCUGGUGCCGCUGCCAGAGUCUUUGAAUUAAAUGACCGUAAGCCAUUGAUUCGUCCGACUAUUGGGAGGGAUCCUGUGUCAUUGGCGCAAAAACCUAUCGUUUUCAAAAAUGUGUCGUUCACUUAUCCAACUCGGCCCAAACAUCAGAUUUUCAAGGAUUUGAAUAUUACUAUCAAACCCGGUGAACAUGUCUGCGCUGUCGGGCCAUCAGGAAGUGGUAAAUCAACGAUUGCAUCUUUGUUGCUCAGGUACUACGAUGUGAACUCAGGAUCGAUUGAGUUUGGUGAUGAAGACAUCAGAAACUUCAACUUGAGAAAGUAUCGAAGAUUACUAGGAUACGUACAGCAAGAACCACUACUUUUCAAUGGAACCAUUUUAGAAAACAUCCUCUACUGUAUUCCGCCUGAAAUUGCGGAGCAGGAAGUUCGUAUUGGACGUGCCAUUGGGCAAGCUAACUGCACAAAGUUUCUGGCCAAUUUCCCAGACGGAUUGCAGACUAUGGUUGGCGCUAGAGGUGCACAAUUGUCCGGUGGUCAAAAGCAAAGAAUCGCAUUAGCUAGAGCGUUCUUAUUGGAUCCUGCCGUCCUUAUUUUAGAUGAAGCAACCAGCGCCCUUGACUCGCAAAGUGAAGAAAUAGUGGCGAAAAACCUUCAGAGACGUGUAGAAAGGGGUUUAACAACUAUAUCAAUUGCACAUAGGCUUUCGACUAUCAAACACAGCACUAGGGUCAUAGUGUUAGGGAAACACGGCUCAGUUGUUGAAACUGGUUCAUUCCAAGAUCUGAUCGCUAUUCCUAAUAGUGAGCUGAAUGCUUUGCUUGCCGAACAGCAGGAUGAGGAAGGAAAAGAACGAACGAUGAAUUCGGACAGUGGCAUUGCUCAAGAAGUAUAA